AUGCCGUUCUACUUCGCCAUAAUAGGUCAUAAAGACAACCCUAUCUAUGAGGUUGAGUUCAUUUCACUGCAGCAGUCCUUUCCACCAGACUUAAAGGAGCUGAACCCAUUUAUCCUACAUGCUUCGCUAGACAUAAUAGAAGACUUACAGUGGCAGUCUACGCACUCAGCGUCCCUAGCAAGCAGUGUUGGCAACUCUGGAAGCAGCGGAGGCGGAUCCUUCUUGCGCUCCAGGCAUACCCAUGGUGGGGCUGGUGCGCCCGGUAGCUGUUACUUGUCCAAGGUGGACAACUUCUACGGCCUAUCGAUUACGGGAUACAUAACAUACGGAAACAUGAAGUUUGUCAUGAUCCAUGGGACCCAGAAUGGAGCGCCUGUAUCUGUCGAUGAUGGGAUGCUAAAAAGUUUUUAUCAGGAAGUGCACGAGCUCUACAUCAAAACGCUCAUGAAUCCCUUUUAUAAGGUUGACGAACCUAUAACAAGCCCCACCUUUGACUGGAAAGUGAAGCAGCUUGCCAAGAAGUACCUGGUGAAAUAG
This is a messenger RNA of Eremothecium gossypii ATCC 10895, 537 nucleotides long. It is a transcript of the gene TRS20, whose product is annotated as TRAPP subunit TRS20. The transcript has a single exon. Lineage: Eukaryota; Fungi; Ascomycota; Saccharomycetes; Saccharomycetales; Saccharomycetaceae. Gene Ontology annotation, cellular component: nucleus; TRAPP complex; cytoplasm. Gene Ontology annotation, biological process: endoplasmic reticulum to Golgi vesicle-mediated transport. Bases 1 to 537 code for a protein of 178 amino acids. The record is from RefSeq and is marked provisional.